CGGGAAGCAGACUCUACAUACAUCCUCACAACAACUUCAAGAUCCAUUCUAGCCGGCAACCAUCGAUUACGUACUGGAAAGAAAGUCCCAUAUUAUGGAAGAAGUUCACCGAAAGGACUUUGUCGCCAUCGCCAGGGUUCUUGCUCCGCCAGCGUCGUCACCCCCCGAUCCGUACCGCCGUGUGCGAGCUGAGCUUCUUGCUACUGUCGAAGACGGACCACAUUCACCACAAUGCCCCUUCGUGUCAUUUGCACCGGCGGCGCAAAAUGACCUUCUCAACAUGAUUGGGACAAUCGCUGGCCCGAAGGGCACACCCUAUGAGGGGGGCUUGUUCCAGAUUUCUCUCUCUAUCCCCUUGUCGUAUCCGAGCCAGCCCCCCGAUUGUCGAUUUGCGACCAAGAUCUGGCAUCCGAAUAGCAAGGCUCUUUCUUUCAGAGUGGUUCUGAUCUCGGUUGCUGCAUUGAUUGGAAGCCCUGGACAAUUUAUGGAAGAGGAGGGCGGGACAUCAAUGCCAUUGCGGCCAAAGGCGGCACAGAUGUGGUUGGAGAACUCGGCAGAGUUUGAGAAGACUGCCCAGGAGUGGACUCGCCGAUAUGCCAUGUCUUUCCAGACCGAGGGUUAG
Aspergillus fijiensis CBS 313.89 is the source of this 622-nucleotide messenger RNA. Its product is annotated as UBC-like protein. The record is from RefSeq and is a predicted model, not a curated record. Lineage: Eukaryota; Fungi; Ascomycota; Eurotiomycetes; Eurotiales; Aspergillaceae. The transcript is spliced from 2 exons. Bases 95 to 622 code for a protein of 175 amino acids.